GCGGAUAUUUUGGCAGAAACAGUGCCAAGUGUUUUGUGGUAAUCUGACGCGCACGUGUUGCAUCGUCAACAAUAAAUGCAGUUAAGCGAGGUUUCAUUAUGUUGUGCUUGCCUAAUUAGAGUUAGUCUUUUUAGAGUACUCAAGCAGAGCAUGAAGCUCAAGUGUAAUCAAAUAAAAUAAUAAUACCAAAUAAAAUGUAAAAUAAAAUAAUAAUAAAAAUACUAAUAAAUGUAACUAUAAUAAAUGUAAUUUGUAGCUGUUUAAAUGAGGAGGUAUUACGUCUAGCGACUACUACCUGGAAUAAUAAAAUGUAAUUUGUACAUCUUACUGCCGAAUAUUGUGAACAAUCAAAUUCGCGCUGAAAUGUAUAAAGGCACCGAUCCCACUGUCGAAACACAAUUUAACAAACUCUAUGUGUAUCCGAUGGGUAAUGUCAGUAUACUUUUUGCCGAUAUCAAGGGUUUCACUGAGUUGGCAAGUAAAACAUCCGCCCAACAACUGGUCAAAAUUUUGAAUGAUCUAUUUGCUCGUUUCGAUCGCAUCGCCGAGGACAACCACUGUUUGCGUGUGAAACUUUUGGGCGAUUGCUAUUAUUGCGUGUCACAGUUUGAAAGCGACAAUUGAAAGACCCGACCGGAUCAUGCGGUAUGUAGUGUGGAGACUGGCUUGCACAUGAUAAAGGCCAUCAAGGAUGUACAGCUGCACACGCAUACGUGUACACAUCUCAGAAGCCACUCUUAAGUGCCUCAACGAGGCCUACGAAGUGGAGCCGGGCAACGGUGGUAGUCGAGACAAUCACUUAAAAAUGUUGAACAUCAAAACGUAUCUUAUAAAGCGCACCGAACCAUUAAGACCAAAACGUCGCUUUGGCACGCGCAGCAGUCAACAUUUGGCCAACACCAUUUGCAGUGCGCCCGGCUGCUCGGAUACCAGCACUCCUACUGCCGUCACAACACCCGCCAGCAUGGACUCCAAAUCCAUAUCUACCACAACUGGUGGCGAGGCGCAACAGCAACAGCAACAACAAACAAACAUAACACCCAAUCCACUUCCACCACUUGUUUCGCUGCAAAAGAAGAAUAUUUCGGUAAACUCAUUGCCAAAUGUGAUGGAAGGUGUAGCGUUGGAUAAUGGCAGGCGUGUGGGUGAUGGCAUCAAUGGGACAGGCAAAAAUGGGGGUGGCGGCGGUUCAACUGGCUUGUCAACGGUGUCAUCACCUACAGCGAUGACUGAGCCCGCAGUGGUUCACCAGCAGCCGUUAAAAUUUAACGGUACCGCAACUAGUGUACAGAAUCUGACCAGCGCACUCGACCCAAAAGCAUUAAUUAUCGAAGAUGAACCAACCACUGAAUGGACACCGGAAAUUCCAUUUAAAAAUCUCAAUUCCCCACAAGACGGUCUCAACCGAAGUGACUCUGUUUUAUGUGAUACCAAACAUGAGAAUGGCCUUUCAAUGACAGUGUUGGAUGAAGAGGUCUGUAAUAUAUUAUUUAAUGUAUGGGCCAAUAUUACUUGCCUAUGGAAGUUUACUGCGAAAUACGCUCCCACAGCUGUUGUAACCUCAUCAUUUGAUGAAAAACGCUUUACACGCAUGAGUUUUUUUGGGUCUGGAAACGGAUGGAAGUUGCUAGGGGUCAAAUUUGGUGGAUACGAUGGAUGCUCCAACAAUUCGAACUUCAUGAAUUUUAGCCUCUACCAAAAUGCUCAUGUGGCAAUGUAUAACAAUAAGAAUUUUUUUCUCUGGCAAACUGGGUCUUUUUCACGAACUUUUCCCUACAGUUGUUCUAAUAUUCAGAAUUUAUUGUUUACUAGUUUUAAAGUAAUCCAUAAAAAAAUUCCUUUUGCAUCACAAAAAACUGAAGCCAACACUUUCUUGGCUAAUUUCUGAACCCGAAAUCGUUUCGGAACCAAAGAACUAGGUUCACAAAAUUCCUUAGCCUGUUGUUUUGAUUUAGGAUCAUGGUGAUAGACCCAACUCCCAUCCAUAGUGGUGUAUCGGCGCACAAAAUCCACUUUGUCCUUUCGAAAACGCUUUAAAUGUUGCUGAGAAAGUCACAUCCGAAUGAAUUUUUGUUCCAUUGUGGCACCCAUUGUGCACACAGCUUUCUGAAACCCAAUACUUCGCUUACAAUGCCCAAUGAGAUGCCUAGGGCUUCUACCAAAUCUCAUUCAGUUACUCGACGAUUUUAUUUUGUAUUUCUUGUAUUGUUGCUGUUUUUGUACGUCCUUGACGUGGAGUGGCUUCAGGGUUUGUACGACCACGUUUAAAUUCUGCAACCUAUCUUCCGACUGUACUAAUUGCCACUGAGCAACUCUGUGGGUUGAAUGGCCGAGCUCCUCCACCAAUUCGUUGUGUACAUGUCUUGGUGUUGCUCCACAAAUGGUGAAACCGGAGCACUACCGAAUGGUAGUCUCGAACCAACUCUUUAGGCUAUGGUGGCCGUUAUACCUGUACAAGGUUAAGUUAAAAUAACGAAAAAUAAAUUCAACGCUUAAUUGGAAAAGCGCAUUUGUUUCCUCAAUAAAAUUUGACAUCUGCACAGAAUGAGCCCAAUUGAUCAAUGCCCAGUAAGAACCCAGUCGAUUUGGGCCCUCCUUCGACAGGCUCGUCAAGACUGACAUUUCGUCAAGAAGAGAGUAGCAAACUCAAAGUCCAUGGAGGAGAGGGGAAAUAAAUUUCUACACGGAUGUAUCCAAGCUAGGAAAUAAAGUAGGCUAUGGAGUUUUUCAAAAAAAAUGAUCGGUUCGACUUCCGGACUACUAUAUCGUUUAUCAGGCAGAAGUCUUAGCCAUAAAGGAGGUAACUGUGUACCUCAACACACACGGCGUAACAAGGACUACGAUAAAUAUCUUCUCGGACAGCCAGGUGGCCAUCAAAUCAAUGAAGGCAGUUAUACUAAGAUCAAAGGUUGCUCAGCAAUGUCUGGCACUUCUAAAUGAUAUUAGCACCGUCUUCAAGGUCAGCCUUAUAUGGAUUCCAGGACAUGGAGAUAUGGAAGGAGGCAACAUUGGAGUCCCUAUGGCAACUUGCAAAUUAAGGAUACAAAAUGAUAUUCUCUAGGAGGCCAAUAGGUCAUGGAGAGAAGAAAAUACGUGUGUUACAACCAGGCUAAUUUGACCGCAAAUAGAUCAGGAGAGUAGAUUAACCUCUUAGGGGAGAACAUCUCGAUGGUCGUGGCAUAUGUCACCGGUCAUUGGCUGUGAGGUAGGCACUCUUCCAGGCUAGGAAUACUUUCGCAUGAAUACUGCAGAAGUUGUAGAGACGAGGAAGAGGAAGAACACUUUCUCUGUAAUUGUCCAGCUUAGCUAGGAGUAGAGCAAGGUUGAAUCUCUUCCGGAACUAUGCGGUGUUGGGUUAAAGCCUAUCCUACGCUUCAUAAAAGAGUCUAACUGAUUCCGUGAAAACUAAUAGGAAGAUUCCCGUGUUACACAGUGGUACCACAAUGGACCUACAUGGGCUAAUUGAGUUUGGCUACUCUAAACUGACUGCUACAAAAACCUCACUUAACCUUACCUGAUUCCGAGGCUCAUUAGGCCUGGUUUCCGCAAUUCUGUUGCCGGGCGCCAUACGCCACUUAUGACUCAAACUCAAAUAAAUUACAAUCAAAUAAUCCCACGCUUUUAACUCUAAUUUGAAUUACUCUAUUUGUAUCUUAAUUUUUGUUAUAAUUCUGUUCUGAGGUAGUUGACUAUGACUGAUCCUUCGAUUUGCUAUUACUUCAUUAUAGGUCCCUUUGUCAUUAAAAUUUAUUUUCUACUUUUUUGUUCGAUUAGCAAUAAAAGCGUGUUUUUUAGUUUUUUUAAGCUAUAUUUUAUUUUCUACUUUUUAGUUCGAUUAGCAAUAAAAGCGUGUUUUUUAGUUUUUUUUUAACUAUUUUUUAUUUUUAGUAUAUGUAGGUGUUUACGAGUAAUAUACUAUUACACAACCGCACACUAAAUACUAACCUCAAUGGUGGUGUGGAAACUAAAAAUUCCCAAUUUUUGUUUAAAAAAAUACCCAAUUCAUGUUUCUACCGGUAUGGCAAUAUUGGCAAAUGUUAUAAAAAAUGCACAUUUUUCAGCGCUCUCACGAGAAAAAGAGUUUCCCAUCUAGUCAUCUAUGUUGUGUGUUCCGAGUCGAUCAGAUUUUUAGAAGCCAGUGAAAAUUAAGCUCAAAGAUUCCGUUACAGUCAUUCAUACAUACAACCCGAGCUAAUAAAAGUGUGUUAAAAAAAUAAAAUAUUAAUCCUGGCAAUCCUAAUAAGGAUAAUGGAAAAUUUAUCUCACAUGUCUCACACUGCACUCGUUCUUCGUGACUAUUUCGCCAAAAAUUCCACGCAUAUCGUUCCGCAACCACCGUAUUCGCCUGAUUUGGCUCCGUGUGACUUCUGGCUAUUCCCAAAACUCAAGAGACCACUACCGGAAAUGGACAAUUUGGCAUGUUUCGGGGAUUGGAAAACUCGUUGGCAUAAGUGUAUUUCAUCGAGAAGGCAUUAUUUUGAAGGGGAUGAAAUUGAUUUACAAGAAUAAAUGACGAUUUUUCAUUUUACAACCAAAUUCACCUUACUUUUUGCCCACAGGUAAAAAAAGAAAAUAUUAAUCCUGGCAAUCCCAAUAAGGAUAAUGGAAAAUUUUUAUCAAAUGUUUAGAAGCCAGUGAAAAUUAAGCUCAAAGAUUCCGUUACAUACAUACAUACAUACAUACAUACAUACAUACAUACAACCCGUCCUAAUAAAAGUGGGGAAUUGCAGAUAUUUACCACGCGAGUGACGCGUG
This is a messenger RNA of Anastrepha obliqua, 4755 nucleotides long. Its product is annotated as adenylyl cyclase 78C-like. Bases 692 to 1888 code for a protein of 398 amino acids. Gene Ontology annotation, biological process: cAMP biosynthetic process; adenylate cyclase-activating G protein-coupled receptor signaling pathway. The record is from RefSeq and is a predicted model, not a curated record. The transcript is spliced from 7 exons. Gene Ontology annotation, molecular function: adenylate cyclase activity. Lineage: Eukaryota; Metazoa; Arthropoda; Insecta; Diptera; Tephritidae.